UUCUUGUUUCUCUAAGAUAACUCUCAAAUACCCUUUUUUUUUCCUAUGUCAAAACAAUCUGCAGAGUGAGGAACAUGUUCAAAGAGAAUCAGGAACUGGCAACUUUUUUUCCUGCAGUAGAAAUACUAUAAAGAACCAGACAAGGAGAAAAAGUUAAGGAAAGGAAAGUUAACAAUUUUCCUGGGAAAAUAUGUUGUUUUCUUGUAAAAAGUUCAGUAGUUAGACCAUUUCAGACACAACAUGGAAUCGAUUCGAAACACAAUGCAGAUGCAUGAAGAUGUCUUCAAACACCAGGUACAGGAACUUCAUCGGCUCUAUAGUGUUCAGAAGAUACUAAUGGAUGAGUUGAAAAAGGAGAUAAAAAACAACAGGUUUUGGACCACUACUAGCUCCAACAUGAACCAAACUACUGGUGUGUUCGGUUUAAAUGUUCAAGGUGAUCCGAGACCAAGGAGCUUUGACCAAGCAGGGCCUAGCUCCAGAACUAACCGGAUAAUGAGUAUUGGGGGCUCUGAUGAAGAUAGUGAAGUUGAACUGACACUCGGUAUCGGGAUCGGAGGCAGCGGUUCGAGAAAGAAGAAGCUAAAGAACUGCAGUACUAGUUCUCAGUCAGUUCAUAAUAAGGAGCUGGAUUCAUCAGCUUCAUGUAGUGGCCCCGGCACUCCGGUGAGCAGCUCUAGUGCGACAUUUGAUCAGGAAAGAAGCUACCGCAUUGGCUUUUCCAAGGUUUUAGCACAAACAGAACUUGAUCCACUUAACAAUGUCAAUGCCCAAUAG
Molecule: messenger RNA, 777 nt
Organism: Hibiscus syriacus
Lineage: Eukaryota; Viridiplantae; Streptophyta; Magnoliopsida; Malvales; Malvaceae
Exons: 4
Coding region: 241-777 (178 amino acids)
Source: RefSeq, a predicted model, not a curated record